This is a messenger RNA of Pseudozyma flocculosa PF-1, 1233 nucleotides long. RefSeq lists its product as uncharacterized. The transcript has 5 exons. NCBI's taxonomy places the organism in Eukaryota, Fungi, Basidiomycota, Ustilaginomycetes, Ustilaginales, Ustilaginaceae. Gene Ontology annotation, cellular component: endoplasmic reticulum. The coding region runs from base 1 to 1233 and encodes 410 amino acids. Gene Ontology annotation, biological process: phosphatidylinositol dephosphorylation. Gene Ontology annotation, molecular function: phosphatidylinositol-4-phosphate phosphatase activity. The record is from RefSeq and is a predicted model, not a curated record.
AUGACCGCAGACAAGGCCGCUACGGCGGUAGCACCCGCAUCCGUGGCACCGCCGCAGCCCACAGCCGCCAUCGAGGAGCAGGUCGCACCCGCAGCGCCGUCGGGCCCCACCACCACCGUCACUUCUCCCGCCCGCCAGCGCCGCCCGCGCUUCGUCGUCUCGGAAAAGGCGCUCGAUGCCGCCUUCAACGACGUCUGGGCCAACAACGCCAACGCCAUAUCGCACUGCUACUCCAACACCGACGCGCUCAAGGUCGACUUCACGCGCACCGGCAAGCGCAGCUUCAUGGGCAUGAUCAACGACGCCACCAACAGCGUGUACCGCAUGGUCCAGGGCGCCGUCACCGACUUUUUCCGCCAGACGGUGCUCGACUUUGUCUACGGCUCGAUCGGCAUCGCCGGGCUCGAGAGGUACUACGAUGAUCUCGAUUCGCGCGACCCCUCCGAGGCGGUGCGCCUCGUGCGCGUGCGCGCCAGCGCCAUCGAGAGCUGCAAGGCCGAGGUCAUCCCCAACGACGAGACGCUUGUUGGAGGGUGGACGCUCUGCUCUCCCGUCGAGCCAAACCAGAUCCAGUCGGCGAAGCUCGAGGAAAAGGUCGUCCUGCUCACGCGCAAGGCCCUCUACGUGUGCAGCUACGACUUUGGCGGCGAACGGCUCUCGCAGUUCACAAAGGUGCUGGUCGGCGACAUCAUCGGCAUCAAGGAAGGACUCUACAUCAUCAACCCCAACGAGGGCCACCAUCCCGAGGACAACUGGGGCUUUGUCAUCACCUACCUCAACGACGAGAGCCGAGCGCACUCGACGACGUCGAUCAAGCUGCCCAGCCCCGCCUCUCUGCCGGCGGGAACGAGCCGGCUGCUCGCCUUCCGUGCCAUCUCGGACGAUCUCGACUUGAGCGCCUCGCCCAAGGCGGCGCCGACGGUCGGAUCGCGCUUCGGCUUCCACCUCAACGUGCCGUUGCCGUCCGCAUCGGCGUCGUCGCCAUCGCCGAGUCGCGCCCGAUCGCGAAAGGACACGACGGAAAGCGACGGCGGCACAGCGACGAGCAAGCAGACUGUCAAGCGCAUCGUCGACCUCCUCGUCCGGUGCUGCCAGGACGUCGGGGCGUGUACCGGCGAGGAUGACGAGGAGUUUCUCAAGAGCGGCACCGUCCAGAGCCUCGAAGCGGCCAAGGCCAACGCCGGGUACCUGGGUCCGCUCAUCGAAGGUCUCAAACGGAGGUUGUGGCUCUGA